Molecule: messenger RNA, 403 nt
Organism: Closterium sp. NIES-67
Lineage: Eukaryota; Viridiplantae; Streptophyta; Zygnematophyceae; Desmidiales; Closteriaceae
Source: the annotation of a GenBank genome assembly
CAAACGUUGCUCCAUGCAGCCAGACUGGGAGGCCGUGGUGAAGGUGUGGCGGGGGAGGAAGCGGAAGCCGUUUUCUGCACAGUUCCGCCCCCACAGCCGCGUAAAAAGUGUCAAGCAGAGGAGGGUGGUGGUGGAGGUGGAGGAGGAUGAGGAGGAGGAGGAGGAGGAGGAGGAGGAGGAGGAGGAGGAGGAGGAGGAGGAGGAGGAGGAGGAGGAGGAGGAGGAGGAGGAGGAGGAGGAGGAGGAGGAGGAGGAAGAGGAGGAGGAGGAGGAGGGGCCGGAGGAGCAGGAGGAGAGGCGUUGUGACGAGAUGGAGGAGGAUGACUUUGAGGAACUCAGUGGAGACCAGACCAAGGAUAGCGAGACUGGUAGUGCAGAGUAAGCUUCAGACCAGUGCUGAUCU